Theobroma umbraticum is the source of this 1911-nucleotide messenger RNA. Lineage: Eukaryota; Viridiplantae; Streptophyta; Magnoliopsida; Malvales; Malvaceae. The record is from RefSeq and is a predicted model, not a curated record.
GUGAAGAAGUGAGAGCUUUUUUGCACGCUUUUAUUCUCAGUUUUUUGGUUGUUCGUAAGGUGAUGAUAAUGGAGUGUGUCGGAGCUCGGUACUUUGCGGCAAUGGCAGUUUCUACGUGCGACGCGUGGAGGUCACGGAGGGGAAAUCUGAUGAAGACGAAAACGGCGCUUUCCAACAAUCAUCGGUUUAUUUCGUUCAAGGUGAGAGCUAGUGGAGCAGGGAGCAAGAGCUGCGUGGCGGUUAAGGAAGAUUUUGCUGACGAAGAAGAUUUCAUAAAAGCCGGUGGCUCUGAACUUCUCUUCGUUCAAAUGCAACAGAACAAGGAAAUGGAUAAACAGUCAAAAUUAGCGGAUAAGUUACCGCCGAUAUCAAUCGGAGAUAACGUACUGGACCUGGUGGUUAUUGGUUGUGGUCCAGCUGGCCUUGCUCUUGCUGCGGAGUCAGCUAAGUUUGGUUUAAAUGUUGGACUAAUUGGCCCUGAUCUUCCUUUCACUAAUAAUUACGGAGUCUGGGAAGAUGAAUUUAAAGAUCUGGGACUUGAAGGGUGUAUCGAGCAUGUUUGGCGGGAUACAAUAGUAUACCUUGAUGAUGAUAAGCCCAUUAUGAUUGGUCGUGCUUAUGGACGUGUUAGUCGACACUCGCUCCAUGAGGAGUUGUUGAGGAGGUGUGUCGAGUCAGGUGUAAUGUAUCUUAGCUCAAAGGUUGAAACAAUUAUUGAAGCCACUGAUGGUCAUAAUCUUGUAGCCUGUGAACACAAUCGUGUUGUUCCUUGCAGGCUUGUUACUGUUGCUUCAGGAGCAGCUUCAGGUAAACUGUUGCAAUAUGAGGUAGGGGGUCCAAGGGUCUCUGUGCAAACAGCCUAUGGCGUUGAGGUCGAGGUGGAGAACAAUCCUUAUGAUCCUAGCCUGAUGGUUUUUGCGAUCUACAGAGACUAUGCUAAACAAGAAGUUCCUGGUUCAGAAGCCCAAUAUCCAACAUUUCUUUAUGCCAUGCCCCUAUCAUCAACAAGAGUUUUCUUUGAGGAAACUUGUUUGGCUUCAAAAGAUGCCAUGCCUUUUGAUUUAUUAAAGAAGAAGCUCAUGUCAAGGUUAGAGACCAUGGGAAUCAGGAUUUUAAAAGUUUAUGAAGAGGAGUGGUCUUAUAUUCCAGUUGGUGGUUCCUUACCAAACACAGAGCAGAAGAACCUUGCAUUUGGUGCUGCCGCAAGCAUGGUGCAUCCAGCUACUGGUUAUUCGGUCGUCAGAUCAUUGUCAGAGGCUCCAAAUUAUGCUUCUGUAAUUGCAAAUAUCCUGAAGAAGGAUCAUUCUAAGGGCAUGCGUACCAGCGAAAGAAAUAAUGGGAAUAUCUCAAUGCAAGCUUGGAAAACUCUUUGGCCACAAGAAAGGAAACGGCAGAGGGCAUUCUUUCUCUUUGGGCUAGCACUCAUAUUGCAACUAGAUAUUGGUGGCAUUAGAACAUUCUUCCACACAUUCUUCCGUUUGCCGAGUUGGAUGUGGCAAGGAUUUCUUGGUUCUAAUCUUUCCUCCGCCGAUCUUGUUCUGUUUGCCUUCUAUAUGUUUGUUACUGCACCAAAUGAUCUGAGAAUGUGCCUUGUCAGGCACCUACUCUCAGAUCCAACCGGAGCAACUAUGAUAAGAACAUAUAUUACACUAUAGGUGGUAUCUUUUGCAUUUCUUCCCUUGUUUGGUUCAAUUUUGAAUUGCCAUUCAAGCAAUUAAUAUUAGGAGCCUAUCCACCGCGAAAAUAAGUAGGCAUUUGUAUAUUCGUACAUUUGCAUGUAUAUCUUCUUUUGUUAAAUACAAUGGUAGCAUUUUUCUUCCAAAAUGUUAGUGCAUAUAUAUUAACAUUAUGUACUUUUCUGUUGAGCAAAUAAACUUGAGCUGCAAUUAAUGCAAGUGUAUUUUGUCUUUA